AGGCGUUUAAAAUAUCGUUAUCGUAUCGUAUUAGUCAUCUAAACCGAAACAGAACUACAUACGAUGUAAAUAAACAAAUGCAAUAUUAGUUUUGUAAAGUAAAUUAGUUUUAAUAAUGGAUACGCCUAAUCCAAGAUACUUAGAGGAAAGAAGUCGAGUUUUAGUAGGCAAUUUACCUGAUGAUUUUCUAAGAUUCAAUGAAGAAAAUCCAAAUCCAGAGUUAAUUACUAAUGGCCAUUCACAAAAUCCUUCACAAGUGGGCCAACAACAGCAACAUCACCAUAUGGCCCCACAACCUAUGGUGAAUCAAAUCACUAUAACCAUUGUUCAAGCUGAACUCACUAAAAGUUAUAGCUUGACCAAAAUGGAUCCAUAUGUGAGAGUUAGAAUAGGUCACUCUGUGUAUGAAACCCAUACAUCGAUUAGAGGAGGCAAAUUUCCUCGAUGGAAUAAGAUAAUUACAUCCUACCUUGAUCCUGGUAUAAAGACCAUUCACUUUGAAAUGUUUGAUGAGUGCACCCUCACUCCUGAUGAAAGAAUAGCAUAUGCUGAUUUAGUCAUUCCUGAUGAUGUUUUUCAAGGCAAAUUGUUUGAUGAAAACAUUCCCCUCAGUGGUAAACAAGGAACAGACAAAGAAGGCUUUUUAAGUAUUACAAUGCAUAUGAAGUCUGUACCAUAUUGGUCUACUGUGUCUGCACCGACCCUAAUGAUUACACCUGACCUGCCAUAUUAUACCCGGCAAUACGGAAACCCGAUGCUUGGACUUCCCCGUAUACAAACUAUGCAAUACCAACCACCACCUGUACAAUACCAGCAACCACCUGUACAAUACCAGCAACCACCUAUGGUAAAUCCAAAUUAUGCAUAUCCUGCAGUUCAGCCACAACCUUACCGUCCUAGUGAAGAAGAAAUAAAACAAAUGCAAGAAAUGUUCCCUGCCUAUGAUCGGGAAGUUAUUCUGAGUGUCUUAGAAAAUUGCCAUGGAAACAAAGAUCAAGUCAUAACAUCUCUUUUGUCUCUUUCAGACAAAUAACUGUGAUGAAGAACAUUUUUCUUUUUGGAUUUUUUGUAUCAUACCGUGCUGAAAAUAAAUGUUCUUGAAGACAAAAUUUUCAAAAUAAUUUUCGGUUGUGAAAUUACCUUCUAUAAGUGCUUUCAGAAAUUUAGCGUAAUGUUUAUAAAUUUUAUAAUUGUAAUUAUAUGUUUAAAAAAAUGUUUAUUCAAGAAAUGUAAUGAGUAGUUGUUUGAAUUUUACACGUUUUUGUCAAAGGAGAGCUUGAAAAUUAUUUUAUAGCUUGCUCUUAAGAUUGCACUUCAAAAUAUUUGUAAUUUAAUUACUGUAUUAUAAUAUUCGUUUAAAGGAAUGUGAUAUUAAAAGAAUUACUACAUUUA
Molecule: messenger RNA, 1392 nt
Organism: Parasteatoda tepidariorum (common house spider)
Lineage: Eukaryota; Metazoa; Arthropoda; Arachnida; Araneae; Theridiidae
Product: toll-interacting protein
Biological process (GO): ubiquitin-dependent protein catabolic process
Cellular component (GO): cytoplasm
Molecular function (GO): ubiquitin binding; ubiquitin conjugating enzyme binding
Source: RefSeq, a predicted model, not a curated record